GCCUUACAAUCCAUCGACUUUUCUAAUAUCGCCCCGCGCGCAACACUCCUUCGACCCCGACUCCGCCCCCCUCACAUUUAUCUCGCAAAUUCUCUUCCUCCCGUUGCUCAGGCCGAGGCCUGUUUCGAUUGCGCCGGAUUCUCCUCAUCUACUCUACAUCACCAUAAGCUUCGCACCCACCUCCAAUCCACCAUGUCGGUCGAAAUCGAGCCCACCGAGCUGAGCUUCAAGCGUCCCUUCACUGUUGAAGUCUCUCGGAUUCUGCGGAUCAAGAACCCGAACCAGUCCCCCAUCGCCUUCAAGGUUAAAACAACCGCUCCGAAGCAGUACUGCGUUCGCCCCAACUCGGGUCGUGUUGAGCCUGGACAAGAUGUCGAGGUUACAGUCCUUCUCCAGGCCAUGAAGACAGAGCCAGCUCUCGACACCAAGUGCCGCGACAAGUUCCUGGUCCAAUCCGUCUCCAUCACCGCUGACAAGGAAUUUGCGAGCAUUGCCAACAUUCUCGACCAGACUGACAAGUCUUCUCUCAUCGAGCGAAAAAUCCGCGUCAACUGGCUCAACGCCGAGGACACAUUGUCCCUCAAUGGUGGCAGCGCUUCAGCUGUCGCAUCCACACCCAAUCGCCAGUCCGUGGUCAACGGCGACUAUACCCCCGAUGUCUCCAACGUCUACUCGUCUCCCCAGCAAGAUGCCGAUUCCGGCAGCCCUGCGCCUGCUCCCCGACCGUCGACCGCCGAUGUGAAGGACGAUACCGUUUCUGAGAAGGCCCAGUCUACAGUCAGCGCUGCGAGUCACGUCGUCGCCAAUACCGCCCAGGUCACUUACGAGGAGCUGAAGCAAAAGCUAUCCCAGGCCGAGGCUAAGAUUGCAAGUCUGCAGGACACUAGCGGUCUCCGGCAACGCGUCAAGACCGAGACCGAGAAGCUCCCCACGGCCCAAGAGGCUGCCGCGGCAGUGCGGCAGGGAGCCGAAGGUGUUUCGGUACAAAUUGUCGCUAUUUUGUGCUUGUUCAGUUUCCUCCUUGCUUACUUCUUCUUCUAAACCAUUCUUGGUAUUCCCUGACAAUUCCCCUUUACACGACCUUUCUACUGGAGGACUUAUGAAGCGCGCUAAGUAGCACUGGGUUGAGGCAGCAUUGCCGGUGACGCCCUUGUAGUUAAUUGCCAAAAGACAAUGGCACGAUGAGCGGAAGUGUGGCGACGCGGUGAGGUGGAUGGAGAGGAGGACCAUCGACAGACAUGGAACGGAGUCAAAUCACAUGUAACCAUGAGGAUUCUUUUUGUCGUAACGGCGUGGCGUCCCGCACGCGAAGUAGUUGAU
Colletotrichum phormii is the source of this 1320-nucleotide messenger RNA. Its product is annotated as MSP domain-containing protein. Gene Ontology annotation, biological process: endoplasmic reticulum membrane organization. Bases 193 to 1041 code for a protein of 282 amino acids. Gene Ontology annotation, cellular component: endoplasmic reticulum membrane; plasma membrane. Gene Ontology annotation, molecular function: FFAT motif binding. The transcript is spliced from 7 exons. The record is from RefSeq and is a predicted model, not a curated record. Lineage: Eukaryota; Fungi; Ascomycota; Sordariomycetes; Glomerellales; Glomerellaceae.